Messenger RNA from Bombyx mandarina (wild silkworm), 528 nucleotides. It is a transcript of the gene ND-B22, whose product is annotated as NADH dehydrogenase (ubiquinone) B22 subunit. Gene Ontology annotation, cellular component: respiratory chain complex I. Lineage: Eukaryota; Metazoa; Arthropoda; Insecta; Lepidoptera; Bombycidae. Gene Ontology annotation, biological process: mitochondrial electron transport, NADH to ubiquinone. The record is from RefSeq and is a predicted model, not a curated record.
UCAGCAUCGUUGUCAGUCGUCAAAACAACAAAAAUGGCGCAGAUUCCUUUAGGAGUCAAAACUCAUGCUCAAAAAGUCUGUAGCCUUUACAAAAGAGCUUUACGUAAUUUAGAAGCGUACUACGACCGCCGACAUGUGUACCGAUACCAAGCUGUAUUGUUACGUGAGAGGUUUGACAAGCAUGCCAAGGAGACCAAUAUGAUUAAAGCAAAUGAGUUACUGAAAGAGGGUGAAGAGGAAUUGUUUCUGAAGCAACAUCCCAUACCUAAAUAUUUUGCCACAAGUCCUGGAGGUGUAGCUCAUGAGCGUGUAGUCACUCCCCCUGAUUGGGUCUUGGACUAUUGGCAUCCUCUUGAGAAAGCCCAAUAUCCUGAAUAUUUCAAGAAACGCGAGCAAAGAAAGAAAGAGUUCGUUGCUAUGUGGGAGAAGGAGUAUGGCAAGCCAGAUGAGAAAGAUAAGCAUCAUUAGACAAAUUGUAUUAACUCUGUAAUAUAGUAUCAUAUUAAAACCUUGUUUUAUUAAAUCUUA